This is a messenger RNA of Betta splendens (Siamese fighting fish), 4824 nucleotides long. It is a transcript of the gene ttc17, whose product is annotated as tetratricopeptide repeat domain 17. Gene Ontology annotation, biological process: actin filament polymerization; cilium organization. Bases 11 to 3622 code for a protein of 1203 amino acids. NCBI's taxonomy places the organism in Eukaryota, Metazoa, Chordata, Actinopteri, Anabantiformes, Osphronemidae. Gene Ontology annotation, molecular function: protein binding. The transcript is spliced from 25 exons. The record is from RefSeq and is a predicted model, not a curated record. Gene Ontology annotation, cellular component: cytoplasm; actin cytoskeleton.
GAAGACAAAGAUGGCGGACAUCAGGAAAAUCUGUCCUGAGUCUGUGCCCUGCCGUGUCAGCUGCAUGGGAAGACUGGCAUUUCAUGGAAAACUUCUCAUCCUUCUCUGCAUACUCAUAGUGGAUUCCGGGGGAGCUACGACCCACUGGGUUGUCACAGAGGAUGGGAAAAUCCAACAGCAAGUUGAUUCUCCCUUAAAUCUAAAGCAUCCACAUGACGUUGUGAUCUUCAUGAGGCAAGAGACUCGUGUUAACUACCUCAAGAAGCUUGAGAAGCAGCUAGUUGCACAGAAGAUUCACAUUGAGGAGAAUGAGGAUAGAGACACAGGCCUGGAGCAGAGACACUACAAAGAAGAUGCGGACUGUGUCAUGGCUAAGGUACCGCUGGGGGACCUGGACCUGUAUGAUGGUACUUACGUUUCCUUGGAAAGCAAAGAGAUCAGCCCAGAGGACUAUGUGGAUUCCCAGUCGGCUUUGCCUCCUGACCUAGAAAAGCCUGAUUGUGCAAAAGUGUUUGAACUACCUUAUAGUAUACACGCCUUCCAACAUCUUAGGGGUGUGCAGGAGAGGGCAAACCUGACCUCCCCACUUCUUUCAAAGGAGGAUCCCAUAUUUAGUUCACUGUCUCACAAGCUGGGCCACAGUGUUGAUGAGGUGGGCCAUCACAUCCAUCAAGGUUUACUGAGGAAUUCCUCAUCCUGGGUGCUGUACAACUUGGCAUCGUUUUAUUGGCGUAUGAAAAACGACCCUCAGAGGGCAAUGGACUGCGUGGUGCGAGCUCUGCAUUUCUCCCCAAGGCAGGACAAGGAUGUAGCCUUGGUAAACAUGGCGAACAUCCUGCACCGAGCCCAUUUCUCAGCAGAUGCUGCAAUUCUCGCCCACGCUGCCCUGGACCUCACCUCAGACCUCUUUACCAGCCACUACACCUUAGGCAACAUUUAUGCUAUGCUUGGCGAGUACAACCACUCAGUGCUGUGUUAUGAGCAGGCACUGCAAGCCCAGCCUGCCUUUGAGCAAGCCCUAAGGAGGAAGCAUGCCGUGCUCUGUCAACAGAAGCUGGAGCAGCGUCUGGAAGCCCAACACAGAUCCCUGCAGCGGACGCUGAAUGAGCUGAAGGAGUACCAGAAGCAGCACGAUCACUACCUCCGCCAGCAGGAGGCACUGGAUAAACACAAGCUUCUGCAGGAAGAGCAGAUCCUGCACAACAUUAUCCAUGAGACCCAGAUGGCCAAGGAAGCACAGCUUGGGAAUCAUCAGAUGUGUCGUCUGGGUCGGCAGCAGCACAGUCUGUACUGUCCUUAUGACUUGCCUGUGCGCUACCACAGGGGAGAUCUCUUUGAACAAGUCCACUAUGUCCAAUUUGGAGAGGAGGUGUCUGUGGCAUCCAGCGUGGCGCUUGUUUCAGAACGAAACUCAAACCAGACAGUAGCCAGUCCUGCGCUCCAUUUCUCUGUGUCCGGAGAUCAGGACCCUGCUGCUGCUCUGUGGGGCAGCCACCAGGACACACAGGGCAUAAAGAAAAUGCUGUGGCCUCAGAGGACUGAAUGCUCCCAUACAUACCCGAGUGUUCCCACUGCUCACCUUUUGCCAACCUACUACAUUUCACCUGAAACACAGGGUUCCAGCUCUGUGACAACUCUCCUCUAUGGGAAGAGCAGUUCUACUCAGACAGCAGCUCAGCCAGACUGUGGCCCCACCUCUCAACCAUAUCCAACCCUCCUGCCUGCUUCUCUAGACUGGUCACUGGAGGAAAAGGAUUUACCAGAUCCAUUUUCAACGCAGAUACUGCAGGUGCGCAGUGGAGGAUGGACUUUGGAGCAGACUGGUUCCAAAAUAGCUCACGCUAUGAAACAAGCCACUACGCCACGCUGGCAGCUCCACAGUGAGGCAGCUCUGUUCUGGCAGGCAAAAGGCAACGGCACCCGUGCCCUGCAGUGCCUGCGCCACAUGCUGAGUGCAGUGCCACCAUCUCACCGCCAUUUGCCCCUCACCAAUGCUGCUAACCUGCUGCUGCACCACGGCUUGACCACCCACGCGCAAACACUGCUAGAGCACGCACUGGCGCUCAAUGCGUCAGAGCCACACACCCUGCUCAGCCUGGUGAACGUGCAGUUGGCUCAGGGCAAUGUGACGGGUGCUCUGGCCUUGUUCCGCCACAUUCUGGUCAUGGCCCUUUCUUCUUCCUCUUCCUUUGAAUCUUUUGCUGGGUGUGAGCAGUGUCGCACAACGCUACCCCUGCUGCGUUGUUUGCAGUUCUACCCCUCUCUCUACAAUCUUUCCCACCGGCAGCCCUGUCCAGUGGGUGCUGCUUGCAUGCCGGAGGAGGAUCUUGGUUUACACCUAGAAGAAUGGGAGGUUAGCGAGGAAAAGCAGGAUGCUCUGUCUGCUUCUGCCAUGGAGGAUUCCUUACAUUUUAAGAAGGUCGUCUUGGACAGUAAUGGUUCAGGUCAAGCAGCUGUGCAGCAGCAGGCGUCUUUGUCUGCCUCAGGAAUGGAUGAAAUGGUGAACUCGUUUGGAGGUGGAGUAGUCGAAGUGGAGGAGGAGUGGCAGCUGAAAGAGGACAUCAUGGGAGCUUUUGAGGGAGCCUUGGAUGUUGGAGGCAAACGCGGCGACCUGCGAGGUAUCCGGGUGCUAAACGAUGACCGGGCAAUGGGUGGCCGGGCCAGCGGUGGGCCCUGCUUUGGAAACUGUGAGGAUGACGAGGGAGCAGAGUGGAUCACAUUUCAGGUCAAACGGGUCAGGAAGGCCAAGGUGGAUGGAGUCGAACAUAUUGCUGGUUCUGAUACCAGCCAGACUGAAUCACCUGGAGGACACUCUGUGCUGGAAAUCAGUGGGCCUACCAUCCCAUCACCUGGACCCUCAGGUUGCUGGAGGGAUUACACAAGUCUUGGCUGGCCAGGGCCGGAGGAAUGCCAGAGGACAAGGAGGGUGGACCUCACCACUGUCGCUAGCACCUGGUUGGCUGUUUCUGCCAAGAACAUUGACAUCACAGAGCACAUAGACUUUGCCACUUUGCUCCAGGAGCCAGCUGCUGAACCGUUGUGCAAUGCCAACCUAGCUGCCAGUAUGCACACCCUCGACCACUUGUCUGGGGUGGCCAACCGUGCCGCCAUUCAUUAUACUGGGGAGAGCCAACUGCGGGAGGUUCUGCAGAACCUUGGCAAAGACAAGUUCCCCCCUCAGUCCUUUGAGCAGGUGGGCACACGUAUUGCUAAAGUCCUGGAGAAGAAUCAGACAUCGUGGGUAUUAUCCAGCAUGGCUGCACUGUACUGGAGAGUCAAAGGUCAAGGCAAGAGAGCCAUUGACUGCCUACGACAGGCUCUCAACUACGCCCCUCAUCACAUGAAGGAUGUGCCCCUCAUCAGCUUGGCUAACAUCUUCCAGAAUGCUCGUCUUUGGGAGGACGCGCUCACAGUCGCCCGGAUGGCAGUAGAGAUCGCCCCACAUUUCGUUGUGAACCACUUCACCCUCGCCAACAUUUACAUAGCGAUGGAGGAGUUUGAGAAAGCGAUGCACUGGUAUGAGUCUACGUUGAAGCUGCAGCCGGAGUUCGCCCCUGCUAAAGAUCGUCUGAGAACCAUUCAGUGCUACCUGCUCACCAAGAGGGAACGGCGUCAGCCCUGAACCACUCAACCUUCACUCACACACUCACAAAUAAAAAUCACACAGACGAGAUACAGACGCACCUAAAGACCACAGGUAACUUGGAUCAAUCAGAAGUGUACAAAACCUAAAUGUGGUCAAAGGUGGUGUUGGGAAUCCUUUCGAGUUGCAUUCAGAUUCUGCGUAUCAACUUCAGGUCUUAUGGAUUUCUGUUUUUGUUUCCUAAUGCAAAACAAAAAAAUCAGUAAAAAAGAAUCUAAAACGUUCAAACAAGAAAAACAUUUCCUCUUCCAAUUUUAGGGACUUUCAGAGGUUUUAUUAUAAUCAGCCAACUCUCAUCACACCAUUCAUUUAUCAUGUUUCCUGAGUAAUGGAGCUGUGACAGCUGUGGAAGGAUCAGCUCUGCCUGUCCACUUGUCUGUGGUCGUCUUUGCUGUUCGUCGGGUCUCUUCCUGCUCUACUGAAGGAGUCUGACAGCCACCGCUGCUUAUGACGCGUAAACCAUAAGACAUCAAACACAACAUUUUGCAUCAGUUCUGUGCUGCGUUAAUAUUUGGCAGCAAACUGUGUAGUUGUUUCUAAGCCAAACCUUUGCUGCUCCACCGUUCACACACCCCUGUAGCCUGUUAUGCUAGUCAUGCAUGCUACCUUGUAUCUAAACAGAAGACUCAUGCAGCAUUAGCUUCUUGGUCCAGACCCGGUAAGCAGAACCAAACUUUUUCUGGUGUUUGAUUCUUUCCACUGUCGCCACCCAACCCUGGUUAAAGGUGGGGCGUCAACAUGCAUAUAAAGCUCUGACUACCCACAGAAUCAGGUUUGAAACGAUUGGAAAUGUUUUUUCUUCUAGCUUUGCUUGACUGGUUAAAAUGAAAGGGCUUUAAAAUAACGAGGUUAUCCGCCUUCAAUUCUUUUGGAAUCUUGUGAUGUUAGGCUCAAAAUCCUGAAGGUGAAUUAAUUGCAACUGACCAAUAUGUGUCCUCAUUGCUUCUGCUUCCUCAACUGGAUGGGAAUUCUCAGUUUGCACUUUUUUCUUUUAUCAUUCCUAUUUAUACGGGACCUACAAACUGUUAACUACAGAAGAGAACAUUAAAUAUGCUAUUACAUUUGCUUCUUAACUUAUGGAAGUCAUUAGGGUGAAAAGGAUUUGCCUUUGACCAUCUAUUUAAAAGUGAAAUCUGUAUUAAUGUACAGUAUUAAAGGCAAAGUGUCUAUUUUUCCUUUCA